Molecule: messenger RNA, 1449 nt
Organism: Rhincodon typus (whale shark)
Lineage: Eukaryota; Metazoa; Chordata; Chondrichthyes; Orectolobiformes; Rhincodontidae
Gene: dmac2l
Product: distal membrane arm assembly component 2 like
Exons: 5
Coding region: 268-864 (198 amino acids)
Source: RefSeq, a predicted model, not a curated record
CGCUUGCGCCCUGGUAUCGGUGCGAGUGGUCGGCGUCAGGAGCAGGGCAGGUAGGGCCUUGCUGGUUUUUAAUCCUGGGCUUAUUGUGGCUUUCCCGCCGGGGACGAAAAAAAAAGAGGGAAACCAGCACGUAAAACUAACUUCAGAUUUGCAUGUUAGAGGUGACUGACAGCCCAGCUCCAAUCUAAUUGGGGGGCGGACUACGGAUGCUGGAAAUCAGAAACAAAACAUAAAUUGCUGGAAGAACUCAGCAGAAAAUCUAUCAAGAUGCUGUUUGCGAAGACAACGGCAUCUUUCACGGCUCUGCGGUGUAUACGUUCUCAUGUUUGCCGCAGAAAUUUUUGGGGAUGGUUGAAUGCUGUUUUCAACAAGGUGGAUUAUGAUCGUAUAAAGGCUGUUGGUCCAGACAGAGCUGCAUCAGAGUGGUUACUUCGUUGUGGUGCUAGUGUGCGUUACAAAGGCUUUGAUAAGUGGCAGAAAGAUUACAAUCACCUACCCACUGGCCCAUUGGAGAAAUUCAGAAUUGAAGGAAUUGAUGCCACUGAAUCAUGCAUUAUGUUCAAAGGAUUUGACUACCUGGAUGAUCUGGAGUAUGUUGAAGAAAUUAAAUUCCAAAGGUGUAUGUACAUUCAAGAUGAGUGUCUUGAGAGAUUAGGCGGGAUAGAAAAUUUGCAAAAGAGCCUGCAAUGGCUGGAAAUUAUUUCCUGUGGAAACGUCACAGACCGGGGAAUCAUAACUCUUCACCACCUUAAAAACCUAAGAUAUUUGUUUCUGAGUGAUCUUCCUGGCAUAGAAGAAAAAGAAAAAACUCUUCAGGUUUUAAUAACAGCUCUACCUACCUGCGAGAUUAAAGUUGAUCUUUAGAACUACAACUUACAAAUUUGUGUUGUCUAUAUACAAUGCUACUUUGAAAAUAACGACAAAAAUGACAUUAUCUGCAAAAAGGGCUCAUGCUUUUGCAGUAUUUAAACAUCAGAAUGUGUUAGCCACAAAUGUGCUCACUGAAGUUUUCCAAGGUGUUUUAAUCUAAUUUGUGAAACCGAUUUGAGCCUUUAAAUUGAAAAUACUUCAUCUAUAGUAAUUAUCUAUUUGUCAGCGCUAUAAAAUGUCCAUGAAUCAAGACGGUAAAAGUUGCAAUAGUAUUUAAAGUACAUAAUUUAUAAUUCUGAAAAUAUUCAAACAUUAAUGCUUUACAUUUUAGUAUAGGGAAAAAACCUUCCCCAUUGGCCAUUAUUUCAAAAUACCUUCAUCUAAAAUGUCUGUAUAAUUCAGGAGACUACGUUAUUUUUCACUUUGUAGUUUCUGUAUUUAUUUGUAUUUAUAAUAAUCAACAUUUUUGAUGUAGAGCAGUGUACACAUAGCUAUAGAUGAACUGGAUGUGCAAUUUAUUCCAGUACUAACAGAUUUGUGGCUAAGUAUACAAUAUAUAGAUCGAGAUUUUCAAAUCAA